Messenger RNA from Lecanosticta acicola, 2118 nucleotides. The record is from the annotation of a GenBank genome assembly. Lineage: Eukaryota; Fungi; Ascomycota; Dothideomycetes; Mycosphaerellales; Mycosphaerellaceae.
AUGGCUGUCUCGAACGGUCAAUCCAACGGCAAAGGCAAAGUCGCCAGUAUCACAUCCCAGCUCGAAACACUCGGAAUCUCAAAUCUGCCCGCGCCUGAGGGUGUCCAACUGUAUCCGGAUCGCAACCCAGUGGACGUCUAUCGUUCGAUUGUCAUAGAUCAGAUUCAUCAAAUUACUGGAGUGGAGCCGGCGAUUGUCAACAAUGCCGUGCAGUGGACGCAAGAUCUCAAACACGGAGAUCUGGUGGUACCGGUGGCAGCGCUCAGAUUGAAGGGCAAGAAGCCCGAUGAACUGGCCAAGGAAAUCGCGGCCAAAUUCAAGUCGCCGAUCAUCGAGGAGCCCACUGCCGAUAAGGGGUUUGUCCGCAUCUUCUUCAAGCCUGAGACACUGGCCAAGCUGGUCGUUCCUGCCAUUCACAAGCAAAAGAGCAACUAUGGCUGGAAUCCGGCAUUGGGGCUUGAGGAUCCUUCAAACCCUAAUAGCCGCAGGAAGAAGGUCAUUGUGGAGUACUCGAGUCCGAACAUUGCGAAAGAGUUUCACACUGGGCAUUUGCGAAGCACCAUCAUUGGCGGUUUCCUCAUCAAGCUGUAUGAGCGCGCAGGAUGGGACACUGUUUCGAUGAAUUACUUGGGAGAUUGGGGCAAGCAGUAUGGCGUGCUUUCCGAGGGAUUCGAGAAGUACGGCAAUGAGGAGGCACUGCAGAAGGACCCAGUCAAGCACCUGAAUGAAGUAUAUGUCAAGAUCAACCAGGACAAUUCAGCAGAGCAAAAGCCGGCAAAGGUUUUGCGUGAGAAGAAGGAGGAGCUGGAGAAGGUGAAAAAUCCACCCAAGCCGAAGAAGCCCGCCAAGGGCAAGGAAAGUGAAGUGCCCCCUGAGCCCAAAUGGACUGAUGAGCAGGAGCAGGAGCUGCAGAAAGUGACGGCAGAGCUGGAGAAAGUAGAGCAAGAGCUCAUCGACCUGCCCAGCAUCGACGAGAAGGCGCGUAGGUUCUUCAAGCGGAUGGUUGACAGUGACGCACAAGCUCUGCAGAACUGGCAGCGUUUCAGGGAUCUUUCCAUCGAGGCAUACAGGCACAUGUACGCUCGUCUCAACAUCCAUUUCGACGACUACAGCGGCGAAUCGACGGUCAAAGAAGAGGACAUGGAGACGGCAGCGCAGGUGCUUGCUGAGAAGGGCAUCAGCGAGGACAGCAAGGGCGCCAAGAUUGUCGAUCUGGCGAAGCACGGGGCACCGACACUGGGCAAGACGUUGGUCAAGAAGAGGGACGGAACAUCACUCUACCUCACGCGUGACAUCGCGGCCAACUUCGAGCGUUAUGAGAAGUACAAGUUUGAUCAGAUGAUCUAUGUCAUUGCUUCUCAGCAAGACGUUCAUGUCAAGCAGUUCUUCAAGAUCUUGCAACUGAUGGGACCACCUUACAGCGACAUUGUCUCCAAGUGCAACCACAUCAGCUUCGGAAUGGUCAAGGACCCGAGCGGACAAACGAUGAGCACUCGGAAAGGCACGGUCGUGUCGUUAGCGGACAGUCUCGACAACGCACAGGAGUUCAUGCACGAUGUAAUGAGGAAGAACCAGGAAAAGUACGAACAGGUCGAGGACCCCGAAGGAACAGCGGACAUCCUUGCCAUCUCGGCUAUCAUGGUUCAGGACUACAGUGGCAAGAUGGUCAACGGUUACAACUUUGACAUGAAGAAGAUGACCAGCUUCGAGGGCGACACUGGGCCUUACCUACAGUACUCGCAUGCUCGUCUCAACUCGAUCAAGCGCAAGGCGGGCAUCUCCGAAGAGCAACUUCUCGAGGCGGAUCUCAGUCUGAUCACGGCCAAGGAAGGCAUCCAGCUCAUCCGCUACCUCGCGCAGUGGCCCGAUGUCUUCCUCAACACGUACAAGACCAGCGAGCCCGUGACUGUGCUCACGUACCUGUUCAAGAUGACACACCAGCUGAGCUCGUGCUACGAUGCCAUCGACCGGGAGAACAAGAACGCCAAGACGUUGAGUGUGAUGUACGCGGAGACACCGGAGAAGAAGGUUGCCCUGAUGGCGAUGUAUGAGGCCGCUCGGAUCGCGCUGAACAACGGAAUGCAGCUCCUGGGUCUCACGCCGGUGGAGAGGAUGUAA